This is a messenger RNA of Plasmodium vivax (malaria parasite P. vivax), 1631 nucleotides long. RefSeq lists its product as hypothetical. The coding region runs from base 624 to 1631 and encodes 335 amino acids. The transcript has a single exon. The record is from RefSeq and is a predicted model, not a curated record. NCBI's taxonomy places the organism in Eukaryota, Apicomplexa, Aconoidasida, Haemosporida, Plasmodiidae. Gene Ontology annotation, cellular component: membrane. Gene Ontology annotation, molecular function: serine-type endopeptidase activity.
CCCCCCAGAUUCAAAGGUUAACAAUUAAACUAAUCUGCUUACAUGUAUUACGUACACAUAUGCAUGCGACUGUGCGUACGUACAGGUAUGUAUCUACCUGCCCAGCCGUAGGGAUGCUCCCUCGUGUUGUUCCAAUUUGUGCAUUCCCGCCCUUUGCGUGCUUGCCAUAACGCGGCAGCACACUGUGCCGACCGUUGCGCGGUUUAGCAAAACUGGCAAGCAGAGCGCCUCCCCCAACGCGGCCAAGCUAGGGGGGCCGACAGUGUACCCACGAAUAGCGUCCCCACUGUGGGCAACCUGGGCAGACGUGUGGACAGGCAUUUUCCCACUCGCCUCUACCCCCCCUGGCGCAACACUGCAUAGCCGCAAUACAUUUUUGCACAACUUCAACGUUGCAAGAAUGUGCGCAGGCGUACCGCCAAUUCGCUGCACCCCAACUUGCUAUACUAACGCGCUGUCACAUGGCUUGAAAAAGCGUCUCCAUGGGCCUCGUUAAAAAGGGAUGCCACGUGCAGGCACAACCGAGGCUACGGAGAAGCAUACCAUUCGCUGCAUCCACCCGAGCGUUUAACUGGCCUCCCCGCUGAGCCCCCCAACGCGAGGGGACAUCACUGCGGCGAAGGAUGAACCUUCUAACCUUACUCGCAAUCGCAACGUGCCUUACGAGAGGAAACGCAUUUCUGUACAAACGGAUCCACUACAAGCGGACAGGCCAUGGGCGAAUAAGCGAUAGACCCACGGCCAUACUGUAUGACCAUGCCCUUCACGUAGUCCACAAGAAAAAGGGAGUAAAAAAAAUUUACUCCUUAAAGAGACACGUAUCAGAAAUAUGGAAUAACAUUAAAACGAGGAGGAUAGAAAAUUAUAUGGAAGAUUUUUUUCAAACGCAGCAAGUGAAGAAUACUCUUCAAAAUAACUUUCUCUGUUUUAGGCACCUAUUUAAUAAGUGUAAACUGGACAGAGUAAUUAUAGCGGUUAAUGUGGCCCUGUAUUUGUACUUGAACAGAAUUGAUAAGGAUGAUGAGAGGAGGAUUUUUUUUCACAAGGGGAAUUUAUUGGAGGUGAAAGAACAAAAGGCAGAAAAGUAUAAAUGCAAUUAUCACGAUAUUUACAGAACAAAAAAUUUUAAAACGUUUUUCACUUCCCUUUUUAUUCACAAGAAUAUUUUGCAUUUAUAUUUUAACAUGAGUUCGCUAAUUUCCAUAUAUAAAUUAAUUUCCCUCAUUUACACGAACAGCCAAAUAUUUGUUACAUUCCUCCUGUCAGGUGUGCUGUCCAACAUCAUAGCGUAUAUUUAUUACUUGCGAGAAAAAAAAGAAAAUGUACUUUUGGAAAAUUUAAUUUUAAAAAAUACUUCCAGUGAAAAUAAUCUCCUUAUAAAUAAAAAUAAUAAAAUUAUCUGUGGAAGUAGUUCCUGCAUUUAUUCGCUUUACGGAAUGCAUAUGACUUAUAUUAUAUUUUUUUACUUUAAGCAUAAUUAUAUUGUGAACAGCAAUUUUUUGUACAAUUUUUUUUAUUCAUUCGUUUCUUCUUUGCUGCUCGAGAAUGUCAGUCACUUGAACCACGUGUUGGGCUUCCUCUGUGGUUUUUUCUUCUCCUCCCUCAUAGUGCUCUUUGACAGGAAUGGCUAG